AUGAUUGUCCCAACUUUGCGUUCUGGUUUCCGUGCACAACUCCCCAAAACAGUGCAGUUUGGCUUACGAGCACGUAGCCUCGCAACUGUUAGUAGCGAGCCCCAUUUCUCCAUUCCCGUCAUCGAUUUUAGCAAAUUCCGCAGAGCACAAUCGCUGGAAGAGAAGCAAAGGACGGCCGACGAGAUCGUAUCUGCCUUUGAGCGAGUUGGAUUCAUCUAUCUGUCCAGGCAUGGGAUCGCACCAGAGACGGUGGAUACCGCAUUCAAGCAGAGUGCCGAGUUUUUCAAGCUUCCAAUGGAUGUUAAAGCCAAACUUGCCUGGGAAGAUCCCCGUUCGAACAGAGGCUAUGUGAUGCCUGGUCGUGAGCGAGUCACUCAGUCGACCGACCCAGCAGAAAUUGCCCGUCUUCGCGCUUUGGCUCCGGAUGCGAAAGAGUCUAUGGAAAUUGGCCGAGACUGGGACGCAACUUGGGCAAACAGAUGGCCAGAUGCUAAAGAUGCACCCAAAUUCAAGGAGACAUUUUUGAGCUUUUUCCAGACGUGCCACGAGUUACAUGCCGAGGUCAUGUCUUCCAUUGCUCUCGGGCUGGGCCUCAAUGAACGAUUCUUUGAUAAACUGAUCGAUGAACAAUAUCACAAUCUUCGAUUAUUAUCUUACCCUCCAAUCAGCCGUGACGCACUUCUCAAAGACGGACAAGCUCGUGCGGGGGCCCAUUCGGAUUACGGUACUUUGACUUUGCUAUUCCAAGACCAAGUAGGUGGAUUGGAAGUUCAAAAUCCGCAUACUAAAGACUUCCAACCUGCCACUCCUAUUCCUGGAACGAUUGUCGUUAACGUGGGAGACCUCUUGGCUCGAUGGUCCAAUGACCGACUUCUUGCACCUCCUAUCGGAACCGGCCCAAUGACGCCUGCAAGGCAGUCCAUUGCGUUCUUCUGUAACCCGAAUGGGGGUGCUGAGAUUGCGUGCUUGCCGAACACUGGCAAGCCCAAAUAUCCGCCAGUCCAAACCGAGACCUAUAUUGUCGGGAGGUUAAAGGCUACUUAUGCAUAG
Molecule: messenger RNA, 1050 nt
Organism: Rhizoctonia solani
Lineage: Eukaryota; Fungi; Basidiomycota; Agaricomycetes; Cantharellales; Ceratobasidiaceae
Product: 2OG-Fe(II) oxygenase family protein
Exons: 7
Coding region: 1-1050 (349 amino acids)
Molecular function (GO): dioxygenase activity
Source: RefSeq, a predicted model, not a curated record